UCUCCACACUUCAUAUCUUCUCACUCUACUCUUUUUACAUCUUUGAUUCUCUUCUAUCCUUUAUCUUCUUUUUUCGAAUGUGUUUCAAAGAGACUAUUAUCUCUCCACUGUUUUCUUUAUGUUCUGUCUGAAACCAAACCAAGGCAAAACAAAACCACAGAAUCAAAUCCUCUUUCUCAGAUAUUCCGGAGAAAACUAAUCCAUUCAUGAAGCAACCAGCUUUAAGAUUUGCCUCCACUUUUUCACCCUUUCUCGCACUCUACUGUCUUCUCACGCUAUCGCAUGUAGCUCUAGGAUCCCAUCAAUGGCAAUCACCAAUCAAAACAGUCGUCGUUUUGGUUUUGGAGAAUCGAUCCUUCGAUCACCUCCUAGGCUGGAUGAAGAAAUCGGUUAACCCUUCCAUAAACGGUGUAACGGGUCAAGAAUGUAACCCGGUUCCGAAUUCUACACAAACCAUAUGUUUCACGAGCGACGCUGAGUUUGUGGAUCCCGAUCCGGGUCAUUCGUUCGCAGCUGUGGAGCAACAGGUAUUCGGGUCGGGCCAGGUCCCGUCCAUGAUGGGUUUCGUCGAGCAAGCGCUUUCGAUGCCGGGAAAUUUGUCGGAAACUGUCAUGAAAGGCUUCCGGCCUGAAGCUGUACCGGUUUAUGCUGAGCUGGUUAAAGAAUUCGCUGUGUUCGACCCGUGGUUUUCUUCUAUACCUGGACCUACUCAACCGAACCGGUUGUUUGUCUAUUCGGCUACCUCACAUGGUUCAACAAGCCAUGUCAAGCAACAGCUUGCUCAAGGGUUUCCACAAGAAACAAUAUUCGAUUCACUCCAUAGCGUCGACGUCGAUUUCGGAAUAUACUUCCAGAAUAUUCCGACCACAUUAUUCUACCGUAAUCUCCGACAGCUAAAAUACAUAUUUAAAUUGCAUCAGUAUGAUCUGAAAUUCAAGAAAGACGCAGCAAAAGGAAACUUACCGAGCUUAACCGUCAUUGAACCGAGGUAUUUUGACCUCAAGGGCUUACCGGCCAAUGACGAUCACCCAUCUCACGACGUAGCGAACGGCCAAAAGAUGGUUAAAGAAGUGUACGAGACACUUAGGUCGAGUCCGCAGUGGAACGAGACGCUCCUAGUCAUAACCUACGAUGAGCAUGGUGGGUUUUAUGACCAUGUGAAGACUCCUUACGUCGGUAUACCGAACCCGGAUGGGAAUACCGGACCGGCCCCUGGUUUCUUUAAAUUUGACCGGUUAGGUGUUCGGGUUCCUACAAUUAUGGUGUCACCUUGGAUUCAGAAAGGAACUGUGGUGAGUGCGGCAAAAGGGCCAACAGAGAGCUCAGAGUUCGAGCAUUCAUCAAUACCAGCGACCAUCAAGAAACUCUUCAAUCUCUCUUCCAAUUACUUAACACAUAGAGAUGCUUGGGCUGCUACUUUCGAAGACGUGGUUUCUCACUUAACCUCUCCUCGAACCGAUUGUCCCAUGACUCUACCUGCCGUUUCACUCAUGAGAGCCACAGAUCCUAAAGAAGACGCAGCCCUAUCUGAGUUUCAGAGUGAAAUGGUUCAGCUUGCAGCGGUUCUCAAUGGCGAUCACUUCCUCAGUAGCUUCCCGGAUGAAGUUGGGAAGAAGAUGACUGUGAAACAAGCUCAUGAGUAUGUCAAAGGAGCUACUUCUCGGUUCAUUAGAGCUAGCAAAGAAGCAGUGAAGCUUGGUGCCGAUAAAUCUGCCAUUGUCGAUAUGCGAUCUUCGCUCACUACUAGGCUACGCAACCUGUGACUGACGAACAAACACUACAAGAAAACAGGGGAUUCUGAUAGCCAAAAUCGUCGGAAAUUCAUCGGAAUAGACCGAUUCCGACGAAUUUCCGACGAACCCGUCCGUCGGUAUCGUUUCUUCGGAAAAAAAAAUUCGUCGGAAUUUCAUCAGAACUUCCGACGACUUUCUGACGAAUACCGAGAAACGUCAUUCUGACGAACUUCCGACGAUAUUACGAUGCGGAUACACGAGACCAGAGUUCAUCGGAAAAACUACGUACCGACGGAGAACGUUCGUCGGACAAUUCCGACGUAGAGUGUUCCUCGGUGUAUUCCGACGAACUUUGGGCGUCGGAAUUUACCGACGGACGACGGUCGUCGGAAUAUACCGACCAUUGUCCGUCGGUAUAUACCCAUUUUUUUUACAAAUUAAUUUUGCAUUUUUAUAUAUUUUUUUAUAUUAAUAAAUUUAAAAAAUCAGAAAUUUAAAACUAAUAAUAUUAUAAAAUUUAAAUUCAUAAAAACCGAAAUAGGAAAAAAACAUUCAUAAAGUUUAAAAUUCAUACAAACCGAAAUAGAAAAAAAAA
This is a messenger RNA of Brassica napus (rape), 2328 nucleotides long. Its product is annotated as non-specific phospholipase C6-like. Gene Ontology annotation, molecular function: hydrolase activity, acting on ester bonds. Bases 207 to 1763 code for a protein of 518 amino acids. Gene Ontology annotation, biological process: phospholipid catabolic process. The record is from RefSeq and is a predicted model, not a curated record. The transcript has 3 exons. NCBI's taxonomy places the organism in Eukaryota, Viridiplantae, Streptophyta, Magnoliopsida, Brassicales, Brassicaceae.